Molecule: messenger RNA, 928 nt
Organism: Dioscorea cayenensis subsp. rotundata (Guinea yam)
Lineage: Eukaryota; Viridiplantae; Streptophyta; Magnoliopsida; Dioscoreales; Dioscoreaceae
Product: PXMP2/4 family protein 4
Exons: 5
Coding region: 21-686 (221 amino acids)
Cellular component (GO): cytoplasm; membrane
Source: RefSeq, a predicted model, not a curated record
AUUCGAAAAGGACUUGGAAAAUGGACGCAUUGGGAGGCGGGGGAUUCUGGCGGAGCUUCCGCGCGAGAGGCCGAAACCCUCGCCGGAAAAGCACCAAAUCCUCAUCGGAAUCCUCCAUCGGAGGCCGCACGACGAGUGGCUGGUCUAUGGUUGACUUCCCCUUUAAGCAGGCCGCCGUUGCCUCCUCUCUCACUCUCGCUGGCGACACCAUCGCUCAAGCCCGUGACCUCCUCUUUCCUUGUCGUCCGCCUGCCGGGUCGAAUGCGGAGGAUAAGGACGCCUCAACAUUUCAGCCAACUUAUGAUUGGCUUCGCGCCAUGCGAAUGGCUUCCUAUGGGUUUCUUCUCUAUGGCCCAGGGACAUAUGUGUGGUAUCAGUUUCUUGAUCGUUGUAUGCCUAACCCAACAUUGGUAAACUUAUCAGUGAAGGUUCUGCUGAACCAGAUUAUACUUGGUCCAUCUGUUAUUGCUGUUAUCUUUGCAUGGAAUAAUUUAUGGCUUGGGAAGUUAUCUGACCUGCCUAACAAAUACCAGAAGGAUGCUCUUCCUACACUUCUUUAUGGUUUUAGGUUCUGGAUUCCUGUCACCAUACUAAAUUUUGGGUUGGUUCCUCUCUCUACUCGUGUUGCGUUCAUGUCCACCUGUUCAAUAUUUUGGAACUUCUACUUAUCGUCAGUCUGUAAAUGAUCUGUUAAAGCUCAUCUGGCAGCACUGAGCCUCUUCUCGUUUUGGUAACUAAUUGAUUUAUCUGCUUUCUCAGUUUAUUUUCCUUUAUUGAUGAAUCGAUAUCAUUUUAGAGCUUCAUCUGAAGGAAGAUUAGAGAAUAUUUUUGUCAACAAUUAAUGAAUAAUUGCUACUUUCCGAGUUAAUUCUACUGUUGAAUUCAUUUGCUAUUUUUGGCUUAAUCCAAGCUGAAACAAAAUUUCUCU